AUGAUCGUGACCGAGAGCACACCGAAAACUCCACCAAAAUCGAACACUCCAUUGUUGGGAGAAAGCAGUGCCCCUCCUGCUUACGCACCUCGAGGCCCAAGCGCCGGUCCGUCAGGACCUUAUAUCGUAUACCAACAACAGCCUCUGUAUCCUCAGCGACCUCCCCAGUCGGCUGGUAAACGUUUCUUGAAGGCGUUCUUGGUUGCUGUUGGAAUUUGGGUUUUAGCAUCAGCCUUACUAGGAAGCAUAUUUAGUAGCAGGCGAUAUCGCCACUACCAGAUGGUCGACCUCCAGGCUACAUACCCUGUCCCAGACAACGUGGAACUCGACGAAUGCGUCACUGAAUGGACUACUGGGCCCACAAACCCCACUUCAUCUACCCCUUACACAUCUCUGGCAUCUUUCUCGUUCCCCAUCCCUUCCAAGACUUUGCUUCUGCUGUCUAAAGGCAGCCUCUCCGGUGGCCGUCUCAAAGUCGUCACCUCGGCGUCAGAUGAUGUCAAAAUCACUGUGGCCAUCCAUUAUGCUGACACACUUGCUCGCGAGCUUGCGAAAGUAUGUCUGAUUAACCGUGAUGAGGGAGAGCAGGGUGUCGGUCUCUUUACUCCAACAGAAUGGCGAGGGCGCCCCUAUAGUGUCUCAUUUGAUGUCGAGCUUUCCAUUCCGCGCUCCCAAUCCAACAAUCCACAAUUCAUCAAUGCCCUUCUAACGGACGUGAACAACUUCUCGCAAGAGAUAGACUCCCUUCAAGAUGUCGUCGUUUUUGAUACGUUGACACUGCAGGGCUCGAACGGCGGCAUUCGAUCUCCCAGUCUCGUCGCAACGAACACCAUAAUAAAGACUUCCAAUGCGCGAGUGGCCAUCGGGCAUUUGAUGUCGUCAACCGCUUCAGUCCGCUCUUCGGGUGGAGGAAUUACGGGCACAUACGUGACCAAGGGACCACUCAACCUCAUCACCAGCAACGGCGCCAUUGAUGUCUCCAUCUCCGUCACCUCCGACACAGACCGCCAAGUUCCUGUUCUCAUGACCACUUCCAAUGCCCAGAUCAACGCCGUUGUUGACCUCAUCUCCACCUCCAAUAGUGGCGGCUCUUUCCUCGUCCAACCUAAAACUUCCAACGGCCGGCUUACGACGACGAUCAAAUCGCUUCCCAUUGACGGGAAGCUCAAGCUGGAGGCACGCACAUCCAAUUCGCUUGCUCAGGUAGCACUUCCGCUGACCUACGAGGGCGGCUUCUCGCUCGCCACCUCCAACGCCGCGACACUUGUCCAGCGGAGAGGCUCGAGCGAGCGCGACCCGAAGUGCCCGGACUCGGGUGAAUGCGAAGGGCAGCGCAGUCGUACUGUGAGCACGCGGAUGGUGAGGAAGACUUCAGCGGCGGGGGUGGUCCAUUGGGACGCGAAGAAUGCACAAAGGGGCGAUGUCAGCCUUAAGACGUCCAACGGAGGAGUUACAUUAGUUCUGUAG
Molecule: messenger RNA, 1467 nt
Organism: Mycena indigotica
Lineage: Eukaryota; Fungi; Basidiomycota; Agaricomycetes; Agaricales; Mycenaceae
Exons: 5
Coding region: 1-1467 (488 amino acids)
Source: RefSeq, a predicted model, not a curated record